This is a messenger RNA of Lathyrus oleraceus (garden pea), 1282 nucleotides long. RefSeq names its product probable carboxylesterase 18. Lineage: Eukaryota; Viridiplantae; Streptophyta; Magnoliopsida; Fabales; Fabaceae. Gene Ontology annotation, molecular function: carboxylic ester hydrolase activity. Gene Ontology annotation, biological process: pollen tube growth. Bases 198 to 1205 code for a protein of 335 amino acids. The record is from RefSeq and is a predicted model, not a curated record. The transcript has a single exon.
AUAAAUCAAUUCAAUAUCCUAAUUGUUUUAUUCAAUCUAUCCCUCUAUUCCUAAUUGUUCAUUCCGCUUAAUAUAAACACUCCAUGAUCUCUCAUCUCAUCUCAUCUACUCAACAAAACAUAACACACAUAUGCUUACUCUUUCCAUUCCAUUGUAGUAACUAGCAUCACCAAGCAAAGGUUGUUAACAACCACACCAUGUCUUCAACCUCCAAACCUAACAUUUCGUGGAUGGUGCGCUCCUCUAUGUCAAUCCUCUCCAUCAUUUUUUAUAUCACCCGUCGUUCUAAUGAUACUAUCAACCGUCGCCUCCUUAGACUCAUUGACUGGAAAAUCUCUCCUAACCCUAACUCCAAAUCCAUCAACGGUGUCUCUUCCUCUGACGUCAUGGUGAACUCCACACACAACCUCUGGUUUCGUCUCUUCAUACCUUCCUCUACCACAUCCACUGCAAUCUCAUCCCUCCCGGUUAUCAUUUUCUUCCACGGAGGCGGUUUCGCGUACCUGUCUCCUUCUUCUAUUCCAUACCAUUUUCUUUGUCAGUUGUUUUGUCGUUCUUUUCCCGCCAUUGUAGUCUCUGUUAAUUAUCGACUUAUCCCUGAGCAUCGUUUUCCAUCUCAAUACGAAGACGGUUUGGAAAUGCUAAAGUUUCUCGAUAGAAAUAUUGACGUUUUAGGAAAAUCUGCUGACAUCACUAAAUGUUUUUUGGCGGGUGAUAGUGCGGGUGGAAACCUGAUCCAUCAUGUGGCAGUUCGGGCUUCCUUAGAGAAGUUUCAGAUGUUGAAACUAAUUGGAUUAAUUUCAAUGCAACCAUAUUUUGGAGGAGAGGAACGAACCAAAUCUGAAAUUCGUUUGAAACGGGCACCCCUUUGUUCAAUGGAUAAAACUGAUUGGUGUUGGAAGAUGUUUUUACCGGAUGGGUCGAACCGAGACCAUGAAUCGUGUAAUGUUAGUGGACCAAAUGCAAUGGAUAUUUCAAAAGUGGAUUAUCCAAAUACUCUUUUGUUAGUCGGUGGUUUUGACCCGUUAGUAGAUUGGCAAAAGAGGUAUUAUGAGUGGUUGAGAAAAUCGGGAAAGGAAGUGGAAUUAAUUGAGUAUGCAAAUAUGAUUCAUUGUUUUUAUUACUUUCCGGAUUUACCUGAGACUUCUCAAUUUAUUUCAAAAGUUAAAGAUUUUAUGAUGAAGCAAAUGGUUAAUAUGAAUUAGGAGUUUGAAAUUUUAGAAAAAAUAUUAACUUUAAAAUUCUGUAACAAUAACAUGAGAAAAGGUGUGCCAGAAUAAAA